GGUUCCAAAGUGCCUGUUUCCAUGGCAUCCCCCCAGUCAUCAGCUCUGGCAGCACCACUGUAUGUCCAGCAUCUGGAAAAAGCUUUACGUUUGGAUCCAUUUCUCAGUUACUUAGAGGGUGUAUUUACGGGUCCUUUCUUGUCUAAUAUCAGGUAAUUGCAUCGCAAAUUUAUUUAUUUUUACUGGGCUAUAUCAGAAAGUUGCGUCAGCUGUGCAUAGUCGAUUAAUUAAACCUGAUACAGUGUAGUCUAUUAAAGGUACUUUUUUAAGUAAAGGGUUAUUUUUUAUGAAACAUAAGCAGAGGUAAAUUGUACGUCAGCACAAGCACCUCCGAUGGUGAUACACUAAGAGAUCGCAGUUUUUAUAUCAUUUUGUUAUCAAUGCUGAAAGUGAUGGGAUUUCGGUACAUAGAGAAAAAUCUUGAUGGCAAAGGAAGUGGGGGAGGGAGAGGGAGUGUUUACAAAACAGUGUCCGUCCGAAGAGAACUGUGUGGAUUUUGGAGAGACAAAGAAAAUGUGUACAUAGGGGAAAGCUUGAUCAGCAGAAGCAACUCAAGGUGAAGGUGCUGGGUUAUUUUCAAAAGAAACUAUGGUGCCGUGUGAGUGAGGGAAGGAAACAACAAAUUGAUAAAGUCAGUUUAUCACUUUAAGAAAUUUGAAAAGCUGACCCUUUAAGCACAAGGCCUUUUGUCAGAGUGAAUGGUGCUAUCAAAGAGCACAUCAUAGCAUCUUUUUAUGGUGGUAAAUUGAUCUCAUAGUUGAAAAUAAAUUCCGAUUAAAAUAGUUUUAUCCUAGUGUGCUUCUCAGUUUUCUUUGUCUCUUAACCCUUAUUACAGACAUAGAGAAUUACACUUGAAUUUUAUUUAUGACUAACUUAUGUUUUUUGCAUUCAUCAAUCCUGACCUUUCAAGUUGCUAUUUUUGCCCAUACUUUAGCUGCAUAUUAAAAAGAGGAUAACUUUUCUAGCCAGGAAUUGUGAGCAAUCUUUAUGUUGUUCUGUUGUAGUGAAGAUGACAGUGAACUAAGCGAGAAUGAUGCUGAAGCUCCUGCCAAAGGUGAAAGCCUUUUAAAUGGGGACAAAAAUGGCUUGAUGAUAAAUGGAUCCUUGAGUCGGGAUGGUUAGUUGGCCUCUUUGUCAAAAUGAAGCAGAAUUACAAUGUUUUGAUUUUAUACUGUGUCUAGGAUAGGAAGGGUCAGGGAGUGUACAGUGUAUCUGUUGGGUUGAUAUGUAGCACCCAGAGGCAGGACUAGCAAGCCUUGCUACAGUGUAAGUUAAGAUAUAUCCCAACUGCUGUUUACAGUCAAGCGUACCCCCCUAGAUGCAGUUACUGAUUAAUAUCUGUGACAUCAAACUUCUAGCCUGAGAAAAGAACCAACAUUUUGUGACACUUCUGCCAGUCUCCCUGCAAAAUGAUGCAUGAGCAGUGAGUACAGAAAUUCCACACUGAUGACGCAUCACUAACCAGAUCUAGUUAGUGCUUCUGAUUGAUCGUAGCAAAUUUCCCUCUUGGCAUAACCAAUCAGAAGCACUACCCAAAUCUGGGUAGUGACACGUUAUCAGUAGUGAAUUUCUCAACUCAUUCCUCAGAUGUCAUUUCAUGCGGGAAACCAGUGGUGGCAUCAUGAAAUGUUGUCUGUUUUGUCAGGCUAUCAAAGAUCGGGCUGAUAUCCUGUUAAAUCACCCCCAUCCUAGUGAAUGAUAUAAGUUACUGUCUCAAACAUAGAUCUCCACUAGCAGCAAUUUUACUGCGGAUACCUAAGAUUUAUUAAGGUAUUUGCAGGAAGUACCUCUGGGAGUAUAUUUGAAUAUUAAAACCAGUAACGUUUUCUUUUGCAUGUGUUUUGUCCAGAGCUCCGAAUUGACAAAACAAGACUGUACAACUUUGCCAAAGUGAAAAAAGAUAGGAGAUGGCUGAAGGUAAUAAUAUUAUCUUGACUGUUCUAUUUUGAUUAUCUGUAUGAAGAGUGGCCCAGGUAAACAAACAAAACAGGGGAAAUAAGUUUAUGAACAACCUCCAUCUUGGUUGUAAUGCAUGUUCAGGAGUAUAUUUUGGUCACUAAGCUUAUUUUUGUAUAGACUGCAAAUGCAAGUGGUCAUUGUCAAAAACUGUUAUGUGCCUGUACCCUGGAAAGCAUUUUGUGGCAAAAAAUCUCAGUCUUCAGCUGCAAUGCUUUUUCUGGCUCAUUAAUUUGUCUCACCUACCAUGCAAGAGUGGCUUACAAGACAGUGAUUCUGUACAAAGUUUGACACUGCUUGGUUUGUGGAAACAAAAAUAUUGGCUUGCUAUAUAGUUCAAAGCUUUUUGACGAAAAAAUGUAGUGGUUGUACCAACCCCCAUAUGAUUAGAGACAUACAAACAAUGGGGUAACAAAUGAGGUAACUUCAGAGAACAAAAUAAUCCACAUCCCUCCCACUCCCCUCCAUUUAAAAUUGGCAUGUUUGUUGUUUUCUGCUGGUACAGUGUAGUUCAAACAGUGACAAAACAUUGCCUGGAGUGAGGUGGAGUAGAGAAAGCUUUAGUUUUCACUUUAAGUUGACAAAACGUCAGAGAGGCUCUUUAGGGCAAAGUGUCUCAACUAAUUUUGUCACGACUGUAGUUACUGUGUAUAUAAAAGAAUUAGCCAUGGGUUUAUACACUAACUACGAGACAUUUAUUUUAAAACCCUUGGAACUACAUUUUUGUGUCGAUAUCUCAUAUUACCAGGAGGUGCUUUUGAGUGACAGCUCAGACACGUCAUGCGAUGAGGAUGAUAAAGCACCACUGACAGACGAAGAUCUUCAGGAGAUGCUUUGGUUACACAAACAUCAGAAAAUUGCACAGCAGAUGUAUGGCUUUGACAAAGAUGUAAGCUAUUUCCUUGCUCAAUACUAACAGUGUGAUUAUGACAAAAAAAUACCAGAAGAAUUUAACCCUUCCACCGUUUUCUUCAAGUUGUGAUGGGGAUCAUGUGGUAAAAAUCCGUCGAGCAGUUUAACCCUGGUAAAACUUGCCAAGUUUGAAAGUGAUGCAUCUAAAGCAAGCAAUGGUACAGCUCCUUAAAGUUGCAAAACGUUACAGACCUCUGUAGGGGGGACGGGGAGGGGGGGUUGGGGGCUAUAAGUUGGUCCCCUCCAUCAAACGUAUGUCUGUAGAAUUUUGUGACUUUGCGGAGCUAUAUCUUUUUUUAACAAAUAACUCUCAAACUUGGCAAUUUUACUAUUUUUAGGCUUUCUUUUCAGCAAUGUCAAUGAAUUUUCACUUACUGAUCCAUGCUGAAAAUUUAAAAAAACCAUGAACGGGUCUGUUAAUAUCAAUAGUGAUGCAAUACCAUAUUGCCAUCAGGUCCUGUCCCUGGGUUUAUAAUGUCCAAUUUACUGUUGGUUUUUUUUUUCAGACUUGUAAUAUACCAAGAUGUUCUUAAGUAUAUAGCAACGCAAAAAAAUACUAUUAUCUAAUAUGAAUACUUUGUUUUAUCAUACAGCUGUGUAGGUACCAAUUUUACAGUGCCAGCUUGCUUUCAAAUCAGGACAAGUACCAUGAAUAUCAGAAACAGUCUGGAUCCAAGAAGCUGAAAAGAAAAAAGUUAAAAGACGGUAUGCUUUUCUGUAUUCAUGAGACUGUCAGGUUGGCUGCCAGGAAUAUCUAGGGGUUACCACUUUUGAUAACCAGCCCUGAGGUUGAAUAGUUCCCCCAUGGCUGCCACGAGCCCAAACCAGCCAUCAGACCCAAAGCAAAGAAACAAGUCCUUGUCACACUGAAAUAUCAGUUACUCUUUGAUGGUGCCCAAAAUUUUGAUUGGAACUGCACCCUCCUCAGAAAGAUUUAUGGUAGACUAGCUAUGCAGGAAAAUGUCCAUUCAUGUGUAUGCAGGUGGGCAUUUUCUGGAAUUCAUGUUUGUUCAGUUCAGUUCAUUUUUAUUUAGCCAAAAUAUACUACAAUACAGGAAUACAAAUAGGAUUAUUGUAAGUUGGCAAGGGAGCCCAGAAGAAACUAGGCCCCAGUUGUUGAAAAGUUGGAUAGCGCUAUCCACUGGAUUAAUCACUGUCCAACGGAUAAGUGUCAGGGAAACCUAUUGCGCUAUCCAGAGAAUAGAGAUUUAUCGGAUGGAUAGCAUUACCCACCUUUUGAACAACUGGGGCCAGAAGGCUAAUGAAUCCUGGGCUUCCCAGUCACAAAGAAGUAAUAAAAGUAUGCCUGGAUUCAUUAUGACCUCCAUAUUGGCUUCAACCUUGCUUCUGUUUCUCUUAGUGUAGCUGUUUUGACCAGCUAUUGUCAACCAUCUUUAGUUGACGACUACUGAGGGAAAUAAGGGACGUGGUAGUACAUGUAGAUCAUGUAAACGGAGUCGUCAUGCAUUUCUUAACCAAGCUGACCAAUUUUUUUUUUGUCAGGCAAAGUGAAACUUCCCAAAGAAAAGAAAGAAAAGGACAAACUAAAAGUAAAGAAGAAAAAGAAAAAGACUGAUGAAUUGGUAAGUUAUUAACUUGGCAAUCAGAAUAAACAAAUCUUCAAUUUUUUUCUGCAAAAUACUGAUAACGAGGUGCAAGUUUGAAUAUGUCAUACUUCUGGUGACUCAUUUAUCUUAUUAUAUAUUUUGUGCUUUUGUGUUAUUUGUAGGAUGAUGACCAGAGACAGCUGACAUUGGAAGAAAGGAUUAUCAAGAAAACUCUGAUCAGACGCAAGGAAGCUGAUGCUAAAAGAAGAAAGUUAUGGGCUCUGAUUGUCAGGAAAGAGAUACCAAGGGUAAGAAGACUGUUGAGAGUAAUGCUCUAGCCAUGACAUUCGUAGGAACCUCUGCUGUGUUUUCAUUGGCAUUUGAAAACGAGCCUUCCAUUCUUUUUAUAGUUAGGGGUAUUGUUCGGUUCAUUUAUCUUAAUUUCUUUAGAAACUUAAGCAAUUCUCAAACGUAGGUUGAGUUUGAUCGUCCAGGUAAACGUAGUCCUGACUCUGAAGAUGACUCCUGCACAGGUUGUCGAAAUGUCAGUCACUGUCAACAACAACAGUCCUGUUCAGGACUGGGACCCCAUGUAACAACCCGUAAUUUUUCACCCAGACCAUCAAAGUUUCAACAAACAUUUGUAAAAUAACUCCUGGAUUCAAACCUUUAAAAAAAAAAAAAAAAAAAAAAGUUAAACAAUCUCAUUCAAAUAAAGAGAAAUUUAAGCUUUGUGGGACCCCCAUUGCUAAAGCCCACAGUUGAAAUGAAAAUGGAACGAAAAUUGGAGAAUGCUACAAAACAACCCGUUUAUUUGUAAUUUUCAGAAUAAGCAGCCCCGAGUGGGGAAAUCAGGGGUGAUUACUGCUCAAACAAAGCGCAGAUUCUUAAAUGGAGCAAGAUUCAGGUUAGGGGGUGAAAGGGGUUUCAAUAUGGUUAUUUUGAGGGUUAGUUUGAUGUAUUUUGGGGAGGUCUAAAACAGUUACUGUCUCGUGCAUUUUUGGGAUGACAGAGAUGAUCAAGUCAAUCUGGAUGAUUAUAUGGAAACCAGGCCUUACACUAAAACCCAACCCAUGUAAGGAACACUUAAUGAAACACUUGUCUUAACAAAAUUGCUCUCUUCUCAAAAUGUUUGUUCUAUCCUAACUUAUCUUGGAUUUUUUUCCCAGGCUCACAGGCAAAAAUCCUCUGCCAGGAACAACAUGCUUGCCAACUGCAAAAAGGUGAGUUGGGGAAAGAUUUGCAGAUACUUACUUGUAAAAAACCCCAAACUAACUUUCUGAGUAUCAAGUUUUUGUAAAGUAAAGUGGUAUUCAAAAAUAGGGUAUUGCCAAAUAUCUGUAACCAGAUGCAUCUACUAUUGGUGUUUUGUAAACAAGUGGUAAAAUUAAUGUGAGUAAUCAUGAGUACGUGUACAUGUAGUGUUGGUGUUUUGAUCAUAUGGGAUCAAAUACAUCUAAUGAGUUAAAAACAAAAGGAAAAUAUAUAUUUGACCCAAGGAUAAUGGGGUUGAUUUUCUCUCCAUGUAUAGCUUGCUCAACUUUGCCAGAAGGAAAUGCGCAGAGAAGCUCAGAGGUCUCAGAAGGUGACGUUACAGACUGCACCUAAAGCCAGAAGACUUUGUAGAGAGGUAUGGACAUCAACACAUCCUUAUCAAUCUACUAGUACCAUGUUUCCACUUUAAGCUUCCAGUGUCAAAAAGCCCUCUGCCUUAUCAUCCUCUUCCUUGAACUCUGAAGGUGCACCCCUUGAAGCACAAAUUGGCCUUUAAAAACAAGAGAAAGGGAUUUAAAGUAUUAAAAAACAAGAGAAAGUCUCCAUGGUUUCUGCAAAACUUUUUUUAUUUUAAGAUUAAAAAUGAAGACACUUUUGAAACAGUUUGUCUCCGUCUGAAGACACUUUGAAACAACCUAACUUUUUGCAAGACCAGAUCAGUCACUAACAAUAAAGACCUUACUCUAGGUAAUUGAGGUAUAUUUCAAUGAUGGAAACUUACUAGUCCAUUUGACAAAUUGUUACUGUGUUCAUGUAGAUGUCACACAUAUGUUAAGUUCUGGUAUAUGUACUUCAUUUUCUCCUGAAACGUUUUGAUUACUUACAGCAGAAUAGAGAAUGCAAUAAAAUUUUUGUCUUCACUUUUACACCAGAUGCUACUCUAUUGGAAGAAAUAUGAGAAAGUGGAAAAAGAGCACAGAAAGAGAGCAGAAAAGGAAGCAAUGGAACAGCGAAAACUUGAUGAUGAGUUCAGAGAGGUGAGGAUUGUCCAAGUGUGUUGAUUCGUUGAUUGGUGAAUGUAUUGUUGAUGUUUAAACUUCCAAGUGCAUUGUCUAAUCUGAAGUGUAUUUCAGUUUAAUGCAUUUGUAUGCAUUACUCAACAUAAAAGAAUCCCUUGUAAAAGGAGACAGAUAUCUUCAAGUUUCUUAAUGGCACAUGUACAUGUACAUGUACAUUGUGAAUCUCCUAAGGCUUUUUUGUUUGGUUAUUUUAGGCCCGAAGGCAACAGCGGAAACUGAAUUUCUUAAUAACACAGACUGAGUUGUAUGCUCAUUUCAUGAGCAUAUAAAAAA
This is a messenger RNA of Porites lobata, 6982 nucleotides long. The record is from the annotation of a GenBank genome assembly. Lineage: Eukaryota; Metazoa; Cnidaria; Anthozoa; Scleractinia; Poritidae.